Sinocyclocheilus grahami is the source of this 1496-nucleotide messenger RNA. Its product is annotated as colorectal mutant cancer protein-like. The transcript has 8 exons. Bases 1 to 1329 code for a protein of 442 amino acids. The record is from RefSeq and is a predicted model, not a curated record. NCBI's taxonomy places the organism in Eukaryota, Metazoa, Chordata, Actinopteri, Cypriniformes, Cyprinidae.
AUGAAAAAACCCAAGCGAAAAGUGAAAACACAUGCUGUCAAGCUGAUAGUGGCUUUGAGAUCUUCAGUUACGUUUGGCAUCUCCGUUCACGGCCUUUGGUCUAGUUCUGAUCCAAAAGCUGCUUUGCUGUGUAACAUCUGCAUACGCAGCAUCUUCACUGAAAUGGAGGCUCAUGAAAGACUCGAUGUAGACACGUCAUAUAAUAAAACACAAGAGACUCAACUCAGUAUAUGUGUUCAGGAGAGAACGACGCUGCGCUACGAGGAGCGAAUCACAGAGCUGCACAGCAUUAUCGCAGAACUCAACAAGAAGAUAGACCUGCUGCAGGGAGCCACCAUCAGGGAGGAGGAUGAGCUUUCCGAGCUUCGCUCCGAUCUCAGUCACAGCCAGCAGGAAGUUAACGAGGACGACCGGAGCGUCGAUCAGGACCCCGACCAGGCGUCCAUCUCACUGCCUGAGAACCAGUCCACGCUGGUCACUGCAGACAUGGAUAACUGCAGUGACCUGAACUCGGAGCUGCAGCGGGUUUUGACGGGGCUGGAGAGCGUCCUCUGCGGCCGCAAGAAGAGCACAUGUAGCCUGUCCGUGGCGGAGGUGGACAGACACAUCGAGCAGCUGACCUCCGCCAGCGAACACUGCGAUCUGGCCAUCAAGACGGCGGAGGAGAUUGAGGGCGCUCUGGGCCGGGACUUCUACCCCAGUCUGUGUGAGGAGCGUGUGCGCUGGGAGAAGGAGCUGGCUGGACUCCGGGAGGAGAACGAGAGCCUGACGGCGAUGCUGUGCAGUAAAGAGGAGGAUCUCAACCGCACCAAAGCCACCAUGAGCGGCAUCCGAGAGGAGCGAGACCGCCUGCGCAGACGCGUGAGUGACGCUACCCUCAAACCACGCAUUAAAGGGGUGGCGGAGCGAGUGAAGCUGUCGAAAACGCGCUCCGAAUCACUCCCAGCGGAGAGAUCCGUCCUCGGCUCUGAAAUCAGCAGCAUCGGGGUGUCCAGUAACGUGGCUGAACACCUGGCUCAUUCCCUUCAGGACUGCUCCAACAUCCAGGAGAUCUUCCAGACGCUCUACUCGCACGGAUCCGCCAUCUCCGAGAGCAAGAUCCGCGAGUUCGAGGUGGAGACGGAGAGACUCAACAGUCGUAUAGAGCACCUGAAGUCUCAGAACGAUCUGCUGACCAUCACGCUGGAGGAGUGUAAGACUAACGCCGAGCGGAUGAGUAUGCUGGUGGGGAAAUACGAGUCCAACGCCACCGCGCUCAGACUGGCCCUGCAGUACAGGUACACACACACAAACCACCUAAACACACUCACAUUCUGCUCGCGCUGCUGAAGACUGUUUCCGCUUCCUUUAAGACGGUUAAUAGCUUUCAGUGUCGUUAUUUGAUAAAAGCAUCAGAGGUGGUGUGACCUGUGGAUGAGUGUGAUGAAAAGCUGCCAUAUCGCUGGGGAAAUCUCUGUCUGACACACACACACGCACACGCACACGCACACACACAC